AUUGUAUCUUGACAUUCUACCAAAAAUAACCAAUUUAUUUUUUGUUUUCAACCAUCAAAAUUAUGCAAAAUGGACUGUUCAGUAUCAUUACAACUUAAAGAAAGCUUAUACAACUCAUCCUGGUUUAGAGGAGGACUUUAAAAAAGGAUUUUUUGGGAUCAAACGUACCAGUAAACCAUUUUCAAGGCAGCCCAUUGAUCUUACAUUAGAACAGACCAUCAAUGCAGAUGCUGCAAGAACACUUACUGGUAUCUCACAUCUGACUAAUUCCAUUUCAGCUCGUCAACGGUGGGCGAGAAGUCACGACAUCCGCUCAACUAUAAUCACACACGUGUUAGAAGAGUUGGGAAUAACCAAGAAGCAAGAUAUUUCAGUAGAGUUGCAGCCACAUAAUAUCAAGAAAAGUUGUCAACAACUUGAUAAGUUUAGCUUAGAUUUAUCACCCGAUCAAUUAUUUAAUAUAGGUUCUGGGAAAGAAGUCGGUAAAAAUUGGAGGUAAGCAUCAAGAGAUCAAGCUACAGCGAGAUUUAUUUGGGCGUUUGUUGGGAAUUUCUAUGGACCAUCAAAUUGAUGUUUUAAGAGUUUUAUCGUAUCCCAUAACUCCUGUACCUCUUGCUCUAUGUCAUCUAGAUGGUGGUUUUUGUAAGACUGACAAAUCUGUACUUGUAAAAUGUCUUGUACCAAAUGUUGAUCAAGAACCACCACGCAAUACAGAUGUGUUUAUAAUUGGUGGAUUUUUCAUUCUUCAUUCAAUGAAAGAAGUUCCUAAAACAUUCGGGAGUAUUUCAAAAAAAUUUCUUCAAAUGAUAACAAAAUAUUCUGCCCGACGUAUUGAUGUUAUCUUCGACCAAUAUUUUUAUCCAUCAAUAAAAGAUAGUGAAAGAUUUCUACGGCAUGAAGCAUCUUUGAUUGACUACACAAUUUCUGGGCCUGAUCAGGUGCGACCAUCAGAUUUUUCAAAAGAAUUGAAAAACACCAAUUUUAAGGAAGCUAUUGUUGAAUUUUUUAUAAAGCAUUGGUCUACUGAGGAAGUAAAAUCAUUUUUGGGUAACCGACAGAUUUAUUUAAAUUUUCGGAAUUGUCAAUUGUAUCAAGUUGUUGAUGAUACAGUAGAAUCGAGUGUUGUGGAAGAUUUAUGUUGUACUUCACAUGAAGAAGCUGAUACAAAAAUUAUCUAUCAUGCUUCUUAUAUCGCAGAGCAGACAAACAUUGUCAUUAGGGCCUCAGAUACCGACAUUUUAAUUCUAAUGAUUGGUAAUAUGUCACAUUUAAAGAACCCUCAUUCUAAUAUUUGGAUGCUCAGUGGAACAGGAAAUAAUGAAAGAUACAUUGACAUCAAAAAAAUUUAUAGAGAACUUGGUGAACUAUUAGCUAAAAGUUUAAUCGGUUUCCAUGCAUUUACUGGAUGCGACUUUAAUCCAGCAUUCUUUAACAAAGGGAAAAGAAGACCCUUUACUUUACUGAAGAAAAAUUCUGGAUUUCAACAAGCAUUUGCUACACUUGGUGAAGAUAAUUUAACAGAAAAUCAACUACAACAGCUAUUUAACACUAUUCAAGAGUUCACCUGCCAGCUAUACAAUGCCAAAAAAUCUACUGAUGUAGACGAUGCCAGGUUUCAGAUGUUUGUUAGAAACUAUAAAGCCUCAGACAUCAAUGAAAAUUUUCAGAAGAAAAUUCAAAAUUUUGACGCAAGCUCAAUACCACCAUGUAAGACUGAGCUUUACCAACAAUUUUUGAGGGCCCACUACAUUUCUUCUCUGUGGAGAAAUGCUUCCAAAUUACAACCGACAACUUUAGACCCAUUGAAGUAUGGUUGGGAUGAGCAAGACAACGCAUAUACCUUCAAAUGGUUCGAAGGUGACCAACUUCCAUCUUUUGUGGGUGACUUAAUCACCAAAGUUUCUGAGUCUGACGCAUUAGAUGAUGAGGACGAGCUACCUAACGACCAACAUGACUCCGAUGACGAUGAUGAUAACGACGAUGAUGAUGAAUGAUGAUUAAGAUGUAUAUACUUAUAUCAAUAUAUAUUUUAAAGUAUGCAUGAUUUAUUUUUAAACUUUUUUAACAAUUUUGUAUUUAUGUUGACGAAAUGAAAUGAAAAAAUUGAAAUGAGACAUUUUAUCAUUUUUUUUAUUACCAUUUUACCUUAUUAUUUAUUGUUCAUCCUUAAAUAUAUACUUUUUAUCAUUUAAAUAAUGAAAUAUAAUAUAUAUAAUAAAAAAAAAUUUUAAUUUUUCCAAAUACUCUCAUAAAGUGACUCAAAAGUUAAUUAUAUUGAUGUAA
This is a messenger RNA of Diorhabda carinulata, 2283 nucleotides long. RefSeq lists its product as uncharacterized. NCBI's taxonomy places the organism in Eukaryota, Metazoa, Arthropoda, Insecta, Coleoptera, Chrysomelidae. The transcript has 2 exons. The record is from RefSeq and is a predicted model, not a curated record. The coding region runs from base 555 to 1994 and encodes 479 amino acids.